Molecule: messenger RNA, 1311 nt
Organism: Ambispora leptoticha
Lineage: Eukaryota; Fungi; Glomeromycota; Glomeromycetes; Archaeosporales; Ambisporaceae
Source: the annotation of a GenBank genome assembly
AUGUCGGAUCGUUUUUUGCAGUCCUUAAUAUCUUUUGUAACUUUAGCAGAGAUUUUUCGUCGUCUUGCGUCGGCAUUCGAAAAGGAUAACAAACACGAAAGAGCGGAAGAUAUUGCACUGGCACAACGAUAUUUCGGCUCAAGCGUCGGAAACGCAAAUGCAGAUAUAGAAUAUGCAAUGGACCAAAAAAUCGUACCCAAGAAAAAACUAACUCCAAGUGCAAUACCAAUCAAAGAAACAGCACACAAAAAAGCAACCGUCAGAAUUAUCAACACGAUCGAAAGAGGAAAGCCGACAAUCAAAAAACCACAUCCAUUCAGGAACCAAAGCCACAUUGAAAGGCAGCAAGAGGUUGAUAAUGCAAAGAUUUCGGCAAUUUUUUUUCGCGCGCUUCUUAUUCACUUACGUAUUAAUCUUGAUACUAAAUUCUAUAAACAUCAAAAAACAGGCUCUUAUCAGCAAGUAAUAAACGAAGCAAAUUCGAGAACACCAGUUUCCGAGGCGGCAAAAUUAGAACGGAAAGUAUAUUUGUAUCGUGCCUACAUAGCCCAAGGAAAAUACAAUAUUGUCAUUUCCGAGGUUAAAGAUUCCGACGCUGUCGAGUUACGAGUGGUGAAGCUGCUAGCUGUGUAUUUACAAGCAAAAGCGGCGGGACAACUCGACUCCAAGCGCGAGGAAACUUUAAAAGAACUUUCCGAGUUGUUAAAAGAGCCGGCAAACAGCUUGAACUCGACGAUACAGAUUGUUUCUGGUACUAUUUAUUAUCAUGAGGGACUGUUGGAGGACGCGUUAAAAGUCUUGAUAAAGAAUAAUAAAAAUUUAGAGUGUGUUGCUCUAAUUAUCCAAAUCUAUCUUCAAAUGGAUCGUGUGGACUUAGCAAAGCGAGAGCUUGCUGCCACAAAAUCAUGGGCUGAAGAUGCGAUGCUUGCGCAGUUGAUUGAAGCUUGGGUAGGCCUUCGAACGGGAGGUGACAAAUAUCAAGAAGCUUAUUACAUCUAUGAAGAGAUCGCACAAUCACCGUCUUCAAAUACAGUAAAAAUAUUGAAUGGACAAGCUGUUUGUCAUAUUCAUCUUGGUAGAUAUCCAGAAGCUGAAGGAUUAUUGCUGGAGGCGUUAAACAAGAACAACGACGACCCUGAAACUCUCGUAAAUCUGAUAGUCGUCUCCAAUUUAUCGGGAAAAUCAUCAGAUGUGGUGAACCGGUACAUCACACAACUGAAAGAGGCAUCACCAAAUCAUCCCUUCCUACAAGAUCUCGAUCUAAAAAAUAGUUUAUUCGACCGAGCAGCCCUAAAAUUUGUACUUGCUUGA